Molecule: messenger RNA, 4893 nt
Organism: Didymosphaeria variabile
Lineage: Eukaryota; Fungi; Ascomycota; Dothideomycetes; Pleosporales; Didymosphaeriaceae
Exons: 2
Coding region: 1-4893 (1630 amino acids)
Biological process (GO): microtubule-based movement; cytoskeleton-dependent intracellular transport
Cellular component (GO): kinesin complex; microtubule
Molecular function (GO): ATP binding; microtubule motor activity; ATP hydrolysis activity
Source: RefSeq, a predicted model, not a curated record
AUGGCGCCAGGAGGGGGAAACAUCAAGGUGGUGGUCAGGUGUCGGCCUUUCAAUGGCAGAGACAAAUACUCACAGUCGACAGAAAAGGACCGCAAUGCGCAAUGUAUCGUCCGCAUGGAGGGCGGCCAGACCAUCCUCACGCCGCCCAACAAUAACCCAGCCGUUGGCAAAGCCGCUGGAAAGGCCGCCCUUGAAGGUCCCAAGACCUUUGCCUUCGAUCGCUCCUACUGGUCCUUUGACCGCGCAGCUCCGAACUAUGCUGGCCAGGAGAACCUGCACGAAGACCUGGGCAAGCCGCUGCUUGAGAAUGCCUUCGACGGCUACAACAACUGCAUUUUCGCAUACGGCCAGACGGGUUCCGGAAAAUCAUACUCGAUGAUGGGAUAUGGAAAAGAGUAUGGCAUCAUCCCCAAGAUCUGCCAGGACAUGUUCGAGCGCAUAGGGAGCAUUCAAGAUCAGAACAUAACCUGCACCGUGGAGGUGUCGUACCUGGAAAUUUACAACGAAAAAGUGCGAGAUUUGCUCAACCCAAGCAAUAAAGGAAACCUCAAGGUCCGAGAACAUCCGUCGACUGGUCCGUAUGUGGAGGAUCUGGCCAAGCUGGUAGUGCGCUCUUUUGCAGAAAUUGAGAAUCUUAUGGACGAGGGAAACAAAGCUCGUACCGUUGCCGCGACGAACAUGAACGAGACAUCCUCGCGAUCUCACGCUGUGUUCACCCUCAUCUUGACCCAAAAGCAGAAAGACGUCGAGAUGAAGAUGAGCGGAGAAAAGGUGGCUAAGAUUAGUUUGGUCGAUUUGGCUGGUUCAGAAAGAGCUACGUCUACGGGAGCGACGGGAGCUCGGUUGAAGGAAGGUGCCGAGAUCAAUAGGUCGCUAUCUACUCUUGGUCGUGUCAUUGCAGCGCUGGCAGAUGCUUCGAGCGGCAAGAAGAAGACACAGGUUCCAUAUCGAGACUCUAUCUUGACGUGGUUACUGAAGGACUCCCUGGGUGGUAACAGUUUGACGGCCAUGAUCGCCGCCAUAUCUCCUGCCGAUAUCAACUUUGAAGAGACGCUUUCUACUUUGCGAUACGCCGACUCCGCCAAGCGCAUCAAGAACCACGCUGUCGUGAACGAGGAUCCAAACGCACGUAUGAUACGAGAACUCAAAGAGGAACUGGCCCAACUUCGUUCAAAGCUGAGCGGCGGCGGCCCGGCUGGUAUGCCCAUGGAAGAGCAGUAUGCACCAGACACGCCGCUCGAGAAGCAAAUCGUGUCCAUCACGCAACCAGAUGGAUCGAUUAAAAAGGUGUCCAAGGCUGAGAUUGUGGAGCAAUUGAAUCAGUCUGAGAAACUCUAUCAGGACCUCAAUCAGACUUGGGAAGAAAAGCUUGUAAAAACCGAGGCAAUCCAGAAAGAGCGAGAGGCUGCAUUGGAAGAACUCGGUAUCACCAUUGAGAAGGGCUCCGUUGGCUUGUCAACGCCGAAGAAGAUGCCACAUUUGGUCAACCUGAGCGAUGAUCCGCUGACAUCAGAGUGUUUGGUGUACAAUGUGAAACCAGGUACGACCACCGUUGGCAAUGUAGACAGCGAGAACCAGACAGCCGACAUACGACUGACCGGUGCACAAAUACUCCACGACCACUGCACAUUCGAGAACGUAGACAGUGCAGUAACAGUAAUACCAAAAGACAAUGCCAGUGUAAUGGUCAACGGGAUCCGCAUCGAUAAACCUAAGCGACUGCGAAGUGGCUUCCGCAUCAUACUGGGUGACUUUCACAUCUUCCGUUUCAACAACCCGCAAGAGGCACGAGCGGAGCGUGCAGAAAUAGGCACAAGCUUACUUCGCCAUUCGGUAACCGCGAGCGCUCUCAACUCUCCGUCACCACGGCCCGGCCACGAUAGAUCUUACAGCACAGUGAGCAUGGCGGCCUCGGACGUUGACUCGGAUAGCCCGCGAGCUUCAUCGCCUGCAUUUUUUCAGCGAGGACGCGAUUCUGACUGGUCGCUUGCGAGAAGAGAAGCAGUCACUGCGCUUUUGGGUCCCGACCAGAAGAUCGCAUCCAUGCCUGAUGAAGAGUUUGAUGCGCUGUUUGAUGACUUGCAAAGACUCCGUGCUACGCGAAAAUCUCGGCCAGAGAGCCGGAUAUACGAUGUGAGCUCUGAUCCGGAGGAUAUGGAGUCUGUGAGUUCAUAUCCUGUUCGCGAAAAGUACGCAUCCAACGGGACCCUCGACAACUUUUCUCUGGACACCGUCUUGACGAUGCCUUCAACGCCGCAGCCCGGCGAAGAGGAGGAAAGCUUCCGACAGAUCCGCGAAAGUAUGCAAGAGAAGCUUGAAAAACAAAAGGGGGAGUAUCAGGCUAAGCUGCGGUCGUCGGAAGAGGAUAACGUCGAGAUCGAAGAGAUCAAGGCGGAGAAAGCGCAGAUGGAGGAGAACCUUCGUGCGGCAAAAGAGGAGAUGCAGAAGCAGCUGAAAGCACAGAAGGAGGCCUUCCAUCGCCAACUCAAAGAGCUUGGACACGAACCUCCACCUGAGCUGCCAGGGGAGAAUGGAGUGGAGGACGGAGAGGAGAUCGAGAAGCCCAAUGAGCAGCAUACGGAGUUGGUGAAAAGCGUGUUCCAGCAGUGGCGGAAACGCAAGUACGUCACAAUGGCGGAGACGAUCCUUCAGAACGCAGCGACCUUGAAAGAAGCGCAGGUCAUGAGCCAGCAGAUGGACAAGAAUGUAGUCUUCCAGUUCUGCAUCGUUGAUGUGGGGCACAACAUUGCGUCCUCAUACGAUCUGGUCCUAAACGGCAUCCCAGGAGAAGACGAUGAGUAUCUCGAGAACACACCAAAACCAUGCGUUGGUGUGAGGGUGGUUGACUUCAAGAAUGAGGUAGUGCAUCUUUGGUCGUUACAAAAGCUUCGCUUUCGUGUACGGGUGAUGCACCAGAUGCACCAGUACAUGAACCGUCCAGAAUACCUACAGCACUUCAGCCUUGAGAAUCCGUUCUCAGAACCUUGCAUGCCGGAGUUUUCGCGCAUUGGCGAUGCCGACGUACCUCUUGCCGCUGUUUUCGAAUCGAGGGUGCAGGACUUUAGUCUAGAUGUCAUCUCGCCGUACACAACAAAUGUUGUCGGCAUUAUACGCUUAGCCCUUGAACCUUCUUCCGCCGAAGCACCUUCGACUACUCUUAAAUUUAAUGUCGUAAUGCACGACAUGGUUGGCUUCCCGGAAAGAGAAGGAACUCAGGUCCACGCGCAGCUUUUCCUCCCAGGCAUAUCCGAUGAGAGCGGGGCGACCACCACGCAAAUGAUCACCGACUUUGACGAGGCACCGGUCCGAUUUGAGAGCGUUCAUAGUAUGAGCAUCCCUUAUCCAAACCCGCGAACCACGUUCUUGCGCGUUUCCAUCUUCGCCCGAGUCACGUCUAUGCACCUUGAUAAGCUGCUGAGCUGGGACGACAUGCGAGACUCUGCAACGCGGCCAACACAGAAGCGGCGUAAGGCUCGCCUCCCCGAGUCCGAAUUCUACACCGAAGACACGCAUGACAUAUUCUCUCGCAUACAAGUCCAAGAGAUAUCUGAAGACGGCACAUACAAACCGGUCGACGUCAUUCAGAGCGGGGCCAUGGACGCUGGCGUCUAUCAGCUUCACCAAGGACUCCAGCGCCGCAUCGUGGUCAACUUAACACAUACCAGUGGCGAUACCCUCCAAUGGGAAGACGUACCUUCCAUGCGCGUGGGCCGUCUCCGCCUCGUUGAUACCGAGGGCAACUCUCCGAGCCUCGACAGCAGCCCCGUCCGCGAAGUUCCCAUUAAGCUGGUUUCUCCGCCCGUCGUAAAGUCUAACGCUGACGGCACCGCCAAUGUUACUUUCAUCGGUCAGUGGGAUUCAUCAGUCCAUAAUUCGCUGCUCCUCGACCGCGCAACACCAGACAAGUACCGUGUGCAGGCUUCGCUUUUGUUUAACGUGACGUCGGCCAAACUCGCUGAGCCCAUGGUCUUCAGUCUCGAUCUAGCACUCCAGAUCCGUAGCAGAACAUACAUGCGCCAGGUUUCCCUGUUCUCUUUCUCAAACUUUUUCGCGCAGCAGCGCGUCAUCCACUCCACAGUCGGCAUAUUCAGCAUCGCCAUCCGCCCUACCAGCGUAAAGCGCGCCACAGACCUCUGGCGCAUGAACACCAAUGGCGACUACAUCAAAGGUGAAGAGCACCUCAGCGGCUGGACACCCCGCGGCGUAUCUCUCGUCCGGGACUACAUCGCACUCAACAAACGCCGCCAACGCAUCGCUGAGAUCGAAACCGCGCGCUCCGUCCUCUCCUCCCGCGCCCUCACCACCUUUCCCUCCAACACCUCCUCGGCCACCCUCGACGCCCGCCAAAAAAACCUCCUCCAGCGCGUUAUCGGUCUCUGGAAAAACGGCCGCGCACCCGCAGAGGUAAUCCUCAACCCCACCAACCUCGAGCCGCCCACCAACGGUGCCGCCUUCGCGCCUCGCAGCCCGGACCCCUCGCCUUCCCGUGCCCCAAGCCUCGUCGCCACCGUGCGCUUCGUACCCAAAAAUCCAGAUCUGCUCAAGUCCUCCUACCUCCUUAUGCCCGACCCGACGAACGCGCGCUGGGUACGACGCUUCGUCGAGCUGCGGCGACCGUACCUGCACAUCUACAGUGCGGAGGGCGACGAGCUCAACGCCAUCAACUUGACCAACGCGCGGGUGGAUCACAGUCCGCAGAUUGCGCGGCUUUUGACGGGUGUUGCAGAUGAGACGAGGGGCGCAGGUGGCGUGGGGGAGAUGGUGUGGGCUGUGUUUGCGAAGAGUAACACGUAUGUCUUCCGCGCGAGGAGCGAGAGGGAGAAGAUUGAGUGGAUCUUGAGAAUUGAUCAGAGUUACUUUAGCUCGGAGAAUAGUGAUGAGAGUAGCAAUUGA